AUGCAGAAUCAACCUCCCAAUGUGUCUCUGGUGCACGUUGACUGGGAGUAUGCCGUGGUGAACAUACAUUUGAGCACUGCCUUCAACGACACCGGCACUGCCUUCUACAAGUCCAAGCGCGGCCCAGCGGUGUGCAUGGAGGAGACGGCUUUGCACAAUUGCCUUCGAGACUUCGAAGAGCAGGAUGCGUAUCACCGACGGUGGGGAGGGCAUGGGAAAGACCAUUGUGGCCUCUGCUUGGAUCGGCACCUUGCAUGUGAGAAGUGGGCCCAAAGUGGCAAUUGUGUGGAUGAUCCCGGCUCCAUGCACCGACUGUGCCCCCACAGUUGUGGCACCUGUGCUGGGCUCUGGCCGGGGCCGGCAUUGCCCAGAGGCGAAGAUCAUGCUGGGCUCUUCGAGCUUGUGCACGUGGAGCCUUUUCGGAUGAACAGGCUCAUGGUCUACAAUGGACAUAUCUGGCACUCUUCGUUUUACCCCUUGUCUUCGUUGAACCGACUUUUGGUGCAGAGUCCUAUGGCGGGCCGACUGAUGCUGCAGCAUGGGCUGAAAGUACCCGCACUGCAGGCAGCUUUCAGUACAUGGAAGGAGAUCAUGGACGCAGCGGAAGAAGCCAAAAAGCCGAAUUUUCUGCUGGGUCUUAUGGGGUUUGGAUUCGGUUUGGAUCCAUGCAGGUGCUUUAAUAAUCAGCAAAGGGCUUUGGGCCCUUGGGGCAUAUUGGAAUGA
Symbiodinium sp. CCMP2456 is the source of this 723-nucleotide messenger RNA. Lineage: Eukaryota; Dinophyceae; Suessiales; Symbiodiniaceae. The record is from the annotation of a GenBank genome assembly.